AUGGUGGAAUGGACCGCUCUACUCACACUUGGUUCCUGUGAUGACUCCUUUCCCCCUUUGGACCGGCACAGCUCCCAACGUGGCACCAGCCUAUGUACCGACUUGGAUGUGGCUUCCUCUCCCACUCACACAGGUCUGGCCAUUCUUGACCAAGUGGAGGCUAGACUCAGUCUUGAAGAGGAAAAACUUAGAGCAAGUGAUCAUAUUCUUAGCGAGUACAGAAACAAUAUGUCAAUUGCAUAUGUGUUGUUUAUAUUGGAUGAAAUAAGGAAGUGGUCAGUGGAGGAAGGAAAGGCCACCACCGGCGGAGGGUUGGACUUGGGCAUUCUCUUUGGGUUGGGCCCCGGUUUGACUGUUGAGACAGUUGUACGUGUUACACAGUGUCCCGAUGGAGCCACCUAA
This is a messenger RNA of Alnus glutinosa, 402 nucleotides long. Its product is annotated as chalcone synthase RJ5-like. Gene Ontology annotation, molecular function: acyltransferase activity, transferring groups other than amino-acyl groups. Gene Ontology annotation, biological process: polyketide biosynthetic process. The record is from RefSeq and is a predicted model, not a curated record. Lineage: Eukaryota; Viridiplantae; Streptophyta; Magnoliopsida; Fagales; Betulaceae. The transcript is spliced from 2 exons. Bases 1 to 402 code for a protein of 133 amino acids.